Molecule: messenger RNA, 2582 nt
Organism: Eubalaena glacialis (North Atlantic right whale)
Lineage: Eukaryota; Metazoa; Chordata; Mammalia; Artiodactyla; Balaenidae
Gene: RND2
Product: Rho family GTPase 2
Exons: 5
Coding region: 1-702 (233 amino acids)
Biological process (GO): small GTPase-mediated signal transduction
Molecular function (GO): GTP binding; GTPase activity
Source: RefSeq, a predicted model, not a curated record
AUGGAGGGGCAGAGCGGCCGCUGCAAGAUCGUGGUGGUGGGGGACGCGGAGUGCGGCAAGACGGCGCUGCUGCAGGUGUUCGCCAAGGACGCCUACCCCGGGAGUUAUGUCCCCACCGUGUUUGAGAACUACACCGCGAGCUUUGAGAUCGACAAGCGCCGCAUUGAGCUCAACAUGUGGGACACUUCAGGUUCCUCUUACUAUGAUAACGUCCGGCCUCUGGCCUAUCCUGAUUCGGAUGCUGUGCUCAUCUGCUUCGACAUUAGCCGACCAGAAACACUGGACAGUGUCCUCAAGAAGUGGCAAGGGGAGACUCAGGAGUUUUGCCCCAAUGCCAAGGUUGUGCUGGUUGGCUGUAAACUAGACAUGCGGACCGACCUGGCCACACUGAGGGAGCUGUCCAAGCAGAGGCUUAUCCCUGUUACACAUGAACAGGGCACUGUGCUGGCCAAGCAGGUGGGGGCCGUGUCCUACGUGGAGUGCUCCUCCCGGUCCUCUGAGCGCAGCGUCAGAGAUGUCUUCCACGUGGCCACAGUGGCCUCCCUCGGCCGGGGCCAUAGGCAGCUGCGCCGUACUGACUCACGCCGGGGACUUCAGCGAUCUACUCAGCUGGCAGGACGGCCGGACCGGGGGAACGGGAAUGGGACUGGAAACGAGGGCGAGAUACACAAGGAUAGAGCCAAGAGCUGCAACCUCAUGUGAAGGGCCCCGUGGGCAGACUGUGAGGAGGGGAGGUGUAGGCACAGUUGUCCCCCUGCUGGCCCCCAGCCUCCUGACCUCCUGACUCUGGCUGGGACUUUAGGGCGGGCGAGUGAGCAGUUCUCCUGGGCAGGGAAGCUGGAGGCAGUAGGGUACCCCCAUUCCCCACAUCCUCAUUCAGCUCCUCUCCAAGGCAAGUUGAGGGAACUAGCAGAGCAGGCAUCUGGGCUGGGAGCUGGGAUGGGGCCAGGGGGUUGGGGAAGCUGGCAUCAAGCAGUGACCUUGGUUGAGUCUCAAUAUAUGAAGGGUGCCUUCCCUCCCCACCUUCAGUUCCCAUAUCCUGGUCCUGGCUUCCUUCCCCAAGGAAAGUUUCCAUUCUCUGACCUUCCCUCUUCCUCUCCUCUCACUUCUACAGCUGUUCUCACUCAUCCUAACCUCCAGGCAACAUGCACUAAAUUAAAAAGCAAGUUGAGAAGCCUCUCCCCCGAUUUACCCACCAGUCUUAGCUCCCUCCCUCCCUUCCCCCAAGAGUCCCCAAAUAAAGCCCAUGUCCAUGGAAAACGACUGUGGCUUUAGUUUUGUUGCUUUCUAAAAACCAAUCUACCAGUCUCUAGCAGCAGGAGGGAACGUUAGACUUCAGUAAGAACUUCCCUGUCGAUGCCCACAGAUGGAGCAGAGGAAAAAGCUAUGGGUUGGAUCAGCAGUGUCCUUUUAGGAGCCAGAGGUGGGAGAGAGAGAGAUCUUGGGAAUAUUCAUGUCAGUUAAUGAGCCAGACAAUCCUAAAGCCGUUAGGGGGUUUUAAAGUGGACUGAUGUGCAAUUCAUUAUUCAGCCCAACUGGGGCCCCCUGCUAAUGUGGGAAGGGUCCUGCUGAAGUGGUCCAGGCCCCUUGCUCACCAUGUCCAGCCCCAACUUGGAAUCUGCCGGUGCCCUGGGAGCUGUAGGUGUAGGGAGGGCAUCAAAAGCCUCCACAUCAGCGUGACCCUUUACAGAGUGGUUUCCCAAGGGAACAGUAGUUUGAUUCUGGGGUCUCCUUGGAGGCUGGGGCAGGGGCUCUCUCCCUCUUUCCAUCCUGAGCGCCUUGAUGAUUUUGGAGGGAGCACAAGAUGUGAGUUGAGGGUCACACCUCCCCAACCCCCUACAGAAGGAAAGACGGUGGAGAGGCCAGCCAGAGCACUUGUUGUCAGGAAAGACAGUGCUGGUCUGUUUUCUCCGGAGUCUGGUUUCACAUUGUCCUGUAUUCCCUCCCUGGCUCUGAUCCCACUGGCCUCUUUUCGGUGACAUUCUCCCCCAGGAACCAUCCAUGGCUCUCCCCUCCCCCAGCCCCAGCCAGUUCUUCAGACACACUCUGGGAGAGAGCACAGACCUUACCCUCCCAUCUGCUGGGAUCCCCACCUAAUUCACAGCCCAUCUUUCCCUCAUUCAUUCAGCAAAUGUGUACUGAGCACCAACUGUGUGCCAGACACUGGCUUGGGAUUCUGAAAGGACCAGUCUCUGUGCUCUGGAGGCCAGCCCGGUGGGGAAGAGAGGUACCCCAGGUGUGAUGGUUCCUUGGUUGUGGAAGCUCCUUACAGCCUCAGAAGCCCAUCCUCUGAGCCAGGUCCUUGAGGGUUGAAGAGGAGUUUGCCAGGCAGGGACGGGGUAGGAAAGGCACUCUGAGCAGAGGGUAGAGCAUGUGCAAACACGUGGAGAUGAGGAAGAGCAUGGCACGACUGGGGCUGCCAUGGCAGGGAGGGCGGAAGACAAGGCUAGGAAGGUACAGGGAGGCCGCUGCAGGGCCCACAAAGGAACCAGGGCUUCAUUCUGAGGAUGUGAGGCAGCAUGAGGGAUUUCAAGCAGAGAAUGAAGGGACCAGAUUUGGUUUUUGGAUAGAUGGUUAUCUGG